UGUAGUCCAAAUUAGUUUACAGUUAUCCUCAAGCUUGACAUUUUCUUUGCUACCAUUCUUUCUUACAUCUUAGGCUUUCUUUCUGGAAUUGUUUUCCUUCUUCUGGAGAUAUGUUGGUAAUGUUUCACUGCUAUGUCCUAGUCUGUCAUCCUAAAACCACCAGGAACAAACCUCUAAUCUGACAAAAUCAGUCUUGUUGACCCACAUCAAUGAGGGAGACCCACCUGCAGAGGGAAUGCAGGGCCUGAUUACACAAGGGGAGGCCCCCAGCUUUCUGGUUGGUUGAAAAAACUGACCUGUCUGGUCCGAGUCCAGCUGGCCUUCCCUCUGGGCUGGCAGGCUGACAACAGCUGACGCCAGCAGUCGCUCACGUGACCACCGCAGCUCUCUGUUCUGCUCCGUGUCCCAGGCCUGAGUGGGUACUUCCAGGGGCUCCUUCCAUGAGGGGCACCAGGCGUGCCGCUGUCCCUUCCUCUGUUUGUUCUUCCUUUCCUCUCAGCUACAGACAUUUCCCCUUCCUGUGCCGAUUGGAGGGGUUAAUCAGUGACAGGAAGCUGCCUCUCUCAGCAGUUACUGGCUGUCGUCAGGAAAGCCUGAGCAAGGCCAGCCCUCGGAGUCUGUCCUGCUUCCUGCCUACUGCUCACCUGCCUGCUCUUGCCAUGGGGUGCCUUGGGGCCUUCCUCUUCCUGCUGGGAGGCCUGGGAGCUCUCGCUAAGUUGUGGGAUAUACCAGGGGAGGACAGCAAGCUUCAGGAGAGGCUGGGCCAGCUCCUCUUGCCCUGGAUGGACCGGCUGUCCCUGGAGCACCUGAACCCCAGUGUCUACGUGGGCCUACGCCUUUCCAGCGUGCAGGCCGGGGCCAAGGAGGCCCUUUACCUGCACCACCUCAAGCUUGAUUACCAGCAGAACCUCCUGGGGUCUGGCACCAGCGAAUACAGCAGGGACAAGCCCUCCAUGGGCCAACUGGCCCUCUACCUGCUCGCUCUCAGGGCCAACUGCGAAUUUGCCGGAGGCCACAAGGGGGACAAGCUGGUCUCAAAACUGAAGCGGUUCCUGGAGGACGAGAAGAAGGCCAUUGGGCACAACCACAGGGGCCACCCCAACACCAGCUACUAUCAGUACGGCCUGGGCAUCCUGGCCCUGUGCGUCCACCAGAAGCGGCUCCAUGACAGUGUGGUGGGCAAGCUCCUGCAUGCUGUGGAACACGACCUGCAUCUCCCCUGGGGCCACCUCUCUGUGGAUACAGCAGCCAUGGCAGGCUUGGCCUUCACCUGUCUAGAGCGCUCCAACUUCAACUCCAAUCAGAGGAACCAGAUCAUCCUGGCCAUCAAGACAGUGCAAGACAAGAUCCUGAAGGCCCAGACCCCCGAGGGCCACUUUGGGAAUGUCUACAGCACCCCUCUGGCACUGCAGUUGCUGAUGACCUCCUCCACAAUCGAGGUAGAGCUAAGCAUAGCAUGCCUCAAGGCAAGGGCUGCUCUGUUGGCCAGCCUAGAGGAUGGGGCCUUCCAGAAUGUUCUCAUGAUUUCCCAGCUGCUGCCCGUCCUGAAUCACAAGAGCUAUGUAGAUCUCAUCUCACCAGACUGCCUGGAACCAAGAGCCAUGUUGGAGCCAACUAUGGAGACGCCUCCACAGAUCCAAGUGCCAGAGGUCAUCAGGGUCAUGCUGCAGGUCCUCAGCAUCUGGCCACCAUACAGACACUCCAUCUCUGUACCUGCUGGGUCCUCCUUAGAGGAUGUUCUGAAGAAGGCCCAGAAGCUCGGAGGAUUCAUGUGCAGAUGUGGGUGGCUGAGUCUUCUAACUCCCAUCCCUUCAGGAUCUUACAGACCCUGGCCUCAGGGCAGGGGCCAAGAACAGGAGGUUGGGGGUGUGAUGCUCUGCCCUGUUAACUGCCCCUCAUCCCCUGACCUGUCUGCAGGUAUUGCUGACUACAGACCCAAGGAUGGAGAAACCAUUGAGCUGAAGCUGGUUAGUUGGUAGCCUGCUGGGCUCAUCCACCCCAGCAGCCUCACACACUCCCUGUGCUUCCACCCUUCCUCAAGACAUCCCUGGAACAGGCACUUGCCGGACUGCUGACACGUCAUGUGCACUUGGAGCAAUGUCCCCUGGAUCACCCCAGCCUCCACCCCUGCGAGGGUCCUGAGCCAACAGCCCGCCCUGAAGCAGGGAGCCAAGCACCUUCCCCAGGAGGUCUGUCUGCCUGGGUCUGGCCCAGCCUGGCCCCACAGGCCACUCAUAGUCUGAAGGGCACCAAGUAUCUCAGACUCUUCAGCACAAGGAGUGGAACUUUGAUGGCUGCUGUCAUUGUGAGUACUGCCUUCUCUGGGAUUGGGGUCCUGCAAGGAGACCUCGGCAGCCCAAGGGCCUUAGCCCUGAUCCCAGCUUUCCACUCCAACACCAGGGCACUAGCCCCAGAGCUGUCUAUGGCACAGUAGCUGGUAAGAGCCCUGCAGGGCUGCUCAAAGCCCACCUCCAAUUGAUUAAAUAGUUGAUUGUGCGCACGCCCCAGCGCUCUGAUGCCUCGUGCUGCCUGGAUGUGGAGAAGGGGGGAGCAGAGGAGGGUGGGUGAGCAUUCUCCUGGGGACUGGGGGAGUGACGCUGGCAGUGGUGACACUGAGUACUGUUUAAGGAGCAUGUACUCACUAGACACUUUCUUGCACAACUCUGAGAUUGUUGAUAUUUUUGUUUUCAUCUCUGCUUUACAGAUAAGGAAGCUGGUACUCAAAGAGGGCAAGCGACUCAUCCACAGUGUCAGGCAGGGCAUGUGGCUUAGGAGACAGACAGAUGUGACCUAGGGUGGCCUCCUGGCUCCUCCACGCAAACACUGAAGAUUGAGGGCUUCAGUGGUUGGUAUGCUUACAUGGUGGAGCCCAGAUUCAAUGGGAGGCCCAGGACCCUAGAACUGGGGCUCUCAGCUCCUGGCUUUUCCUCAGCACACAGUCAGAGGCACCACCCCAGGCCUCGGUAGCCAGGGACAGGGACCCUGCCUCUCAAUGCGAGGGCCCUGGGUUCUGGGCUGUCCUCUGGGAGGUGGGGUUCAGGCCAGGGAGACACCCCUCACACCCCUCACUGAGGUUAGGAAAGGAGCCUGCCCUCGGAGGGGCCUUCUGAUAGAUAGCAUACCAGGUUUCAAGCAAUAAUCAUAGAGUCCUCAAGGCCACAGAUUAAACAUGUAUCUCUUCCUAGAGCAAGAGUUUCAAAUAUUUAGGGUUUGAGCACAUAGGGGAAGUAGGCAAUUAAAAAAUUCUUUUAUAUUGAAGCAAACAUCAAAGUAUCAGAAAGCCAAAUAAAAAAGCAACCUCUAUUUUAUUUUUA
Messenger RNA from Manis javanica (Malayan pangolin), 3314 nucleotides. Lineage: Eukaryota; Metazoa; Chordata; Mammalia; Pholidota; Manidae. The record is from RefSeq and is a predicted model, not a curated record.